GUGUAAUAUUUUAGGCAUCAAACGUGGAGUAUGUGAUUGUGAUGAAUGCAAAUGUAAGCCCGGCUGGCAGGGUCCAGCAUGCAGUUGUCGAAAUAUAACCACGGCGUGUAUUCAGAAUAAUGUAAGUACAGUUAUAUUAAAAAUUUCUCGUCCUGAUAAAGAUGUUAGUGACGAUCUUGUCAACUACUGUAGUUCAUGUGAGCGCUUUGACUGAUUGUAUUCUCUUGGAACAGCAAGUAUACAUUGCCGUUAUGAACGCGGACACAAGCAAGUUAUUCGUGUGGUAACGUUUCUGACACGUGUCAUAAAUACAAAGGGUUGAAAGGCCACUUGCAUGGGUUGUAACUGAGGCCGCGUUUACACUAUAACGCUACGGCUAGCAUUCCAUUAAUUCACUGCGUUUCUUAAGUAUUGCGUUUACACUAUAUUAACAAGGUGAUUUACCGUAGCGAACCAACGACAGACCACUACGUUUGGCACUCCGGAUGCAAAUCAAUACGCUACGAGUAACUUUCCCGUGGUCUCAUAGUGUAAAGAUAUACGGUUAGCAGUUCUUAUAAUUUUUAAUUGCAGGUCACGUGUUCAGGUCGUGGUCAAUGUGAAUGUGGACAAUGUGUUUGUGAAAAAAAGUAUUCUGGAAAGUUCUGCGAGAUAUGUGACGUAAGUAUUACGGGAUUGUGACUUUGGGCUAGCAAUGGAGACCAAUCCGUUAAACGUCACCCAAGUGGCAGCACAUUCCAACUGGAUAGAGUAUCGUUUUGAAUUCAAUCAUCCAAAACCUGAAUCUUUAUGAGAAGAUAUUAUUCACCUAUCGAAUACACCUUUUCGAUAAUUACGUCAUGAGUACUUUCUUGGUUUGGGAGCCUCGCUCUCAUGAACCAAGACGAAAGGCCAUUGGCUCACGAUUCAUGAGAACGAGGCUCCCAGGCAAGAAGAGAUUUGUGACGUAAUUAACGAAAUGGUGUAUUGUUAUGUCUUUAGGUAAACGUCUUUGUUUCUGUAGCUUGAAGGAUACAGCUUUCCACAACUCUUGUAUCGAGAAUGUUUUAUGCGCUCUAUAAUGAGGCGCCAUGUUAGUGUGACUACAUUAGAUAUUUACUAGGGCCCAGUGAUUAUCAUUUUCCUUAAUCGCAUGUGAGAAGAUUGCUGCCGCAAUCGUACACCGCAGGUUUUUUCUGUGGAACACUUAUGAACUGAUUGACAGAGCUAUCCAAUGUAGAUAAAUAUUCUUUAAUUUAGCUUAUACGUGUUGUUUAGUUUACAAAUAAAGUACGAUCUAAUUAAAUGUCAGUGGAUAUAACUGCCACUCAGAAAUGUUUGUUUUUAAUUUGUUAGGGUUGUAUAAAAGGCUGCUUACAUUUUAAAGAUUGUGUGCGUUGUAAGAUAUAUGAAACUGGACCACUGGUUGGAAAGUGUGACAAAAGUUGUAAUGCUACAAUAACCAGAGUUGAUAGUGUCGAAUCAUGUAAGAUAUUUUUUUCUUCUCAGACUGAGGGAUUAAAUACCCGCGAGUUUAACUCAGCUUGUCAUUGGCCCGACUUUAAUGGCUUGACAUUGGCCCGAGAUUAACUCAGCUUGUCAUUGGCCCAUAGAAAUAAUAGACAUAGAAUGCGUGCUAAUGACGAAUCAUGUCUCCACUUUUUCAGGUGCAUGCCCUUUUGAAUGCGCCAUUUUGAAUUUUGGCCAGGAGUGCAAACUACAAAGUAUAAACAAAGCUAAAACUACGUUUUCAUCGUCAAAACGUUUUGUCUUGUUGUCUAAUUUGUAGUUUGGGGAUAGAUUUUGAGUUCCUUGAAGGCACAAACUGACAAAGCAAAUGUGCAGUUACAAAACACUGUGAAAACAGUGAAAAUCGUGCAGCCUUUUAAAAGCAAAGUAGAUUCCCGAAAAUAUAAAUUACUCAUAAAACAUUUUUGCAUGCUCUGAACGCAACUGUUUUGCUAAUAUCGUAUAAGAUUACAAAAUGAUAGUUCUUUCUUCGUCGGGUUUCGUUUUUCUGCAAUGUAAACGAAGUGUUUUCAUGUUCUUAAAAAAAUUUAUAGUUGUCGAUAUUAAAACUGUAAAUUGCCUAAAAAUAAUCGUCGAAAAGCAUGGUUUCAAAAGCGUUGAGCAAGCAACGUAGAAAAAUAUGAAAUAUAAUUGUGUAAGUUUAAAAAGAUUAUUGAACUCCAUUUAUAUUGUAAAAGAGUUGAAAUAUUUGUAGAACAUACCUAUUGAGUUUGUCUUGUUCUUUUGUGUUUUGUUUUGGCUUGCACAACAACAUAACGUUGAAAAUUUAUUUUUAAACGACGAUUUCUGCAUAUAUUCUGUUCAGAACUAUUGCUUUUCGUAAAAAAACCCACUGGAAUGGGUUUUUAGACACUUUUCCUUAGUUUACCAAACUUUUUUUCCAUUUUAAGUCCCGAUAUAAAAUUUUUUGCAAACUUUUCAGUUGAAAAAAUAAUUCGCACUCCGUGCAACCGCGCGAAAUUCCCUGCUUCAGGAGUCUGGGACCAACCAAAAUGCCCUUUUCAAUGCGCCAUUUUGUGGAGACAAAUUUUUUACUGAGAAAAGAUAGGAGCACGCAUUCUAUGUCUAUUAUUUCUAUGCAUUGGACUUAUUCUAGAGAUGUACAUCAUCCGUUUGAAGGAUAAUCCAUCAUAAACAGAACAAGACGAGUGAUCUGUCAGACGAACUAAUGGCCUUGUUUGUGGACGGCUGAUCCAUCUACAUGGACAAACUUGAGCGAAGAAAAAUAGUUCCCCUGAUAAUUCGUCUGUGUAUAUAAACGAGGACAAACAGACGGGUCAUCCGUCAAGAAAAACUGCCUAGUUCGUGUGACGGAUCAUUCGUAUUAGUUAUGUGUGGCACUGAUUAGCAACUUGUACAAACAAUAUAAACAUGAAACAAAUUAUAUUUCAGAUGAAAAUCGAGGUACGACUUGUGUUGAAAUUGAUGAUGAUGAUGAUUGUACAUUCUCGUAUGUCCUCAAUGAAGGAAGUGAAAAAGUUCAAAUUUAUGCCGAAGAAGAGAAAAGUAAGAAUCGUUGUUUUUCUUUGCUUUCAGGGAAUAAAUAUUAAACCAAAAAAGCCGUUUCAGUAAAGUCGUAAAUUUACGGUUUUACUUUACAUAUUGAAUAUUCGGUAUAGCUUAUCAAUUAGAGGUACUUUAAAAUGUCUUGGCAACAUGAAACUUUUUAUCCAUAUUUAGCAAAAUAACCGUAAAUAUAACAAUACUUUCUGAGAUAGUCAGACGUUUUAAUAUAUUUUGUAAUGCACCUUGUGUAACAGUAUAAACAGUAUAGUUUUCUAAUUUGUUCUAAAGUGUGAAGAUUUGUUCUAAUUGCUGUUCUAAUUGCGGAUUAAUGGUUUUUUCCACAGGAUGUCCUCGUGAAGAGGGAUAUUUACUCAUCAUUAUUGGAGUUAUCCUUGGUAUUGUUGCUAUUGGGGCUGCGUUGCUUUUAAUUUGGAAAUUGCUUGCAACUAUACAGGUAAUUCAUGACUCUCUUAAAUGAAUCUACUCUUUUUGUUUCUUGUGUUGCGCAGUCAGGUAAGAUAUUUGUUUGUGAUUUUGCUCUGAGUGUGGCCACACCGGGCAAGCUGAAAGGCUUUUGCUUGAACUUUUUCACGGAUUCGAUUCCCACCGCGAUCAAGCAAACUGUGGAUACACUCAGAGCAACAUCACAAACAUAAUCUACUCUUGUUACAGCAUUUCAGAUAUGCUUGAAAGGCGAUUGAGCUUUAGAUUGGUUCCUGAUUAUAUCUAGACGUUUUUCACUAGAAGAGAUAUCAACCAACAUGUUUUCAUACAUUAUUCUUGUUCUCCGUAUUAGACGUAUCCCAUAUUACCUAAUCUCAUUCAAGAGUUAUUUUUCCCGUUGGCAUAAGUGUUUAUGAAGUGAAAUUUUGUCGUAUUUUUUAUUGCAUAACUUGAAAGUAUGUUCAAAAAAGUGACGAAUGGCCUUACAGUUUAUUCAUGUCAUUCCCAAGUUAUGAGGCAUUAUGACGUCACUGCUUGUAUUUGAGAUGGUAGCCGGCAAAAGGAAGAAAGUCUAUUAUCUCCGAGGUGAUAUUUCGUAUAAUUAGUAAGUGCACUUCAGCAAGCAUUGUUGUAUGUCUAUAUGGUUAUCAUGACAACCGACUAGUUACCAGGUCUCUCUCGUUCGUUUAAUAGCCCAAACCAUGGCUCAAACUAUGUUAGAACUAUAAAGAACUAUAUUAGUAAAUGAAAAUUGCAAAAAUUGUAUUACAUAUCGUUGAAAGCAAGGCAUUAGGCAAAUGGAAGAGAGGGACCUGGUAGCUAGUUUGUUGCCAUGACAACGAUAUAAACACCGAAAUGUUUGGCUAAGUGCACUUACUAAACGUACCUGAUUUCAUUUCAUUUUGUUGAAGCACCUCUGAGAUAUUAGACUUUCUCCUGUUUGCUCGAAUUCCAUCUCAAGCGCAACCAGUGACGUCAUAACUCAAAAUACAAAAAGUGCUAUAACUUGGGAAUGAGAUAUGAAUAAAUGUGACCGCUAUAAUGCGCCAUUCUUCAUUAUUUUAAACAUACCUUUCAGUGAUGCGACAAAAAUAUGGGCAAAAUUUCGUUUCAUAAACACUUUCACAAGCACAAAUGCAAGCAUUAGCACAAGAACGUUUACAUGACUAGAAUAAGCGACAUACGCACAAAUGUAUUACAUACCCAAAUGUAUUUAUCACACGGGUGAGAUAAGCACAAGGAAAGGAAAAGUUUAUUUUUCCUUGUGCUUAUGCUUAUUUCAGUUCACACUUGAAUAUCUUGUGCUUAUCCUUGUAUUUUAAUAUUUCAUUGUGUGAACCAAGCUUAUUAUUAUAUAAUGAUACUAAUUUUCAAGUAUGUCAUUUAGGAUCGUCGUGAGUUCGCCAAGUUUGAACGUGAACAACAGACUGCACGUUGGGAUACAAGUGAAAACCCCAUCUUCAAGCAAGCUACAACAACAUUCCAAAACCCAACAUAUGGUGGAAAGGGCUAAAUCAAUGUAUCUUUGUAUCAAUGUGCUAAUUGAUAGGAUUUUAUUCAACAAAUAGACUUGAAUGUGCGCGAAGACGUUCUAUACCCGUAGUUUCAAUUUGAGUAAUAGCAUCUGACAGUAUCGACAAGGGACAUUGAGUGUUUUACAAACAGCGCAGAUUGCUUCUCACUUAAGUAUAUAUAUAUGUAUGAAUGCGUUGUAAUAAUACAUAUAGGAGUUUUAGGGUAGAUUUUUAACAUUUUAUAGUUUUGUAAUAAGUGAAAAGCAAACAAGUAUGUCGGUGUUUUUUUACUUCCGUUUUGUCUGAUGAUUUACGCAUCAGUUACUUGCCCUCCCU
Paramuricea clavata is the source of this 5309-nucleotide messenger RNA. The record is from the annotation of a GenBank genome assembly. NCBI's taxonomy places the organism in Eukaryota, Metazoa, Cnidaria, Anthozoa, Malacalcyonacea, Plexauridae.